Messenger RNA from Anolis sagrei ordinatus, 1977 nucleotides. RefSeq names its product Ras association domain family member 1 (gene RASSF1). Lineage: Eukaryota; Metazoa; Chordata; Lepidosauria; Squamata; Anolidae. Gene Ontology annotation, cellular component: nucleus; microtubule cytoskeleton. The record is from RefSeq and is a predicted model, not a curated record. Gene Ontology annotation, biological process: Ras protein signal transduction.
CAACGGCUGCCAGAAGCGCGAGGGAGGGAUUGAAGGAAGGAGGCGCUUCCUCCAGGAGUGCCACACUCGCGCAGGGAAGGAAAAGAGGAGCGCGCGCGCCGCAGUGCUGUCGUGUUGGGCGGCUCAGUUGGUUCUGCGGUCCUUUCAGGGCGCGGCCCACGCGCGAAGAGAGCCAUUUUAACCACCUGGCUGAGAGGAGGAAGAGGAGGCUCUCCUUCCCUGCCUUCCCCCACGGAGGCCAAGCUGGGCAUGAGCGAGGGCGAGGCGGGGGCCACCCCUUCUUUCGAGAUGACCUGGAGCAGCACCACCAGCAGCGGCUACUGCAGCCAAGAGGACUCCGACUCCGAGCUGGAACAGUACUUCACCGCCCGGACCUCCUUCAUCCGAAAGCCCCACAAGGAGAAGAAGGAUGAGCUAAUUGACUGGGAGAAGCCUAUUCUGUCACAGACUGAGAUUGAGCAGAAGAUAAAGGAAUAUAAUAGUCAAAUCAACAGCAACCUUUUUAUGAGCUUGAACAAAGAUGGUUCCUACACUGGCUUUAUCAAGGUGCAAUUAAAGCUGAUCCGGCCUGUCUCAGUGCCUUCCAACAAGAAGGCACCCUCCAUCCAGGACACCAGGAAAAGCUCCUCCCGCAGCCAAGCUGUAAAACGUCGUACCUCUUUCUAUUUACCCAAGGACACAGUUAAGCACUUACACAUAAUUUCUCGUACAUGUGCCAGUGAAGUCAUUGAGGCCCUCCUGAAGAAAUUCAUGGUAGUUGACAACCCUCGCAAGUUUGCCCUCUUUGAGAGAACAGAAAAAGAUGACCAAGUAUAUCUCCGCAAACUUUCUGAUGAAGAGCAGCCUCUGCGUCUUCGACUGCUAGCUGGACCUAGUGAAAAGACACUGAGCUUUGUUCUGAAGGAGAACGAAACAGGAGAAGUCAAUUGGGAUGCCUUCAGCAUGCCUGAGCUGCAAAAUUUCCUGCGUAUCCUGCAGCGCGAAGAAGAGGAACAUGUUCGGCAGAUCCUGCAAAAAUAUGCCAAUUGCCGCCAAAAGAUGCAAGAGGCCUUGGCUACCUGCACACCAGGUUGACAGACUGCCCCAUCCCCAGUCUGGCACUCCAGUAAAUGGAAGAUGGCAGAUGCACAGAAGCGGUGAAACCGAAUGGACCACAAGUGAAGCAAUCCUGGGACUGUCUGUGGACUGAAUGUAUCCUGGAGGGGGUGGGGAAGGGAGAACAGGAAUGUGUGGAUCUCCUUGUGAGCCCAUGAUUGGUGCAUGUGUGUGUGCUCUCCAUGGAGUGAGUGGUUAAUACAGAUGUUGCAUGCAUGACACAGUGGGAUCAGGGAGGGAAGUAAGAAAGUGUCUGUGGGAUGUAUCUGAAGAAAAAAAAAUCCUUAAUAAUAGUGUUGUAACAGCUGCUUUUGAAAGUGCCAAGAUGCUAUGCCAACUGUACCCACAGACUGGCUGAGUUUUGUUCAUCUGGGCUUGAGUCUAAAGAUGAUUUAAGAUUCUGAAUGUAACAUCAACCAAAGUGACCUAAAACUCAGGUGUAAUUCCCGAGAAAAUAGAUGUACUUGACAAGCACUUUCCUCUAAAAUGUUGGCUUUAUGUUUUUUAAUCUGUCUUGGUUUGAAGUCUUUCUUGGACUCAUCAUACAAAACAAAGGAGAAUAAAAUCUGUCUCACAUCUGAGUCAGGGAGAACAAUUGGACCGAAAUCUCGUGGCUUGUGAUCAAAAUCAAAAUGCCAAAGGAAGCUCCAGUAAUAACUCAAAAGGAAAGCCUGAAGAGUUCUUGGUAAUUAUUCUGACACAAAAAAGAACAUGUAACUCCAAAGACAUCAUUAUUGCAGUUCUUACUGUUAGUCUUAAGAUGACUGUUGAUCAUGUUGAUUUUGAAGAAACAAAGUCAAUAAAUGACCCAUACAGAAUAGAGUAGCUCUCCAAGAACUGAAAAUAUACCACAGAGGAAGGAAUAAAGGCUCUUUUUCUUUA